GAGUGCGCAUCACUUUCUAUUCACUGCUGCUUGUCUGCUUUUGUGCACACAUUUCUCUGCUUCCACAGAAUCAGAUGCUGCUGUGGGAACUUCUGUGCUGUGGAGUACAGGGCAUGAACAAAGAGAGCUGAAUGCUGGCUGAAGGAUGCUGUUUUGCAUGCUGGAGGGGGAAAAAAAAAGUGUUGUGCUGCUGAUGCUGCUUCUUAAAUGUAAAAAUGAAAUACUGCAAUGCCCACGAAGUGCACAUCACCUAGAAAAAGCAUAACCCUUUGCUGCAAGAGCUGCUGUUUUCUAUGUUUCUUUAUGGGUAUGCCUGUCAGGACAUUCGAGGAGUAAUGUUCCAAGAACUGUUUGCCUCGCGAGGGAGUCAGUUUGUAUUCCUGAGUGUCAGCAAGCACUGACUUACUAUGGUGGCACUGACACAGCCUGGCAUACUUGUGGCAUAGUGAACAAAAACUGAAAAAGCUAAGGACAGCCCUACAAAACUCAAAGGAUGGGUUUCAAUGCAAUUAGGUUACUUAGCAGUUCAGCUGCAGUACUAGUGAUAGCUCCUACUGUACUACUGACAGUGCUUUCCUCUGCUGAACGUGGAUGCCCUAAGGGCUGUAGGUGUGAAGGCAAAAUGAUCUACUGUGAAUCGCAAAAGCUGCAAGAAAUUCCCCAAGGCAUUUCUGGAGGUUGCUUGGGCCUCUCGCUGCGUUACAACAGCCUGCAAAAACUAAAAUUCAACCAGUUUAAAGGACUGAACCAGCUCACUUGGCUUUAUCUAGACCAUAACCACAUCAGCAAUAUUGAUGAAGAUGCCUUCAAUGGGAUACGCAGAUUGAAGGAGCUCAUCCUGAGCUCCAAUAAAAUCACCCGUUUGCUAAAUAACACAUUCCGACCAGUGACUAACAUACGGAAUUUGGAUAUAUCCUAUAAUCAGUUGACUUCUUUGGGCUUGCAGCAGUUCAGAGGCUUAAGGAAACUCCAGAGCUUGCACCUGCGAUCCAACUCCCUGCGAAACAUCCCUGUAAGGAUUUUCCAGGAUUGUCGCAACCUGGAGUUUUUGGACAUGGGCUACAAUAGGAUAAGAAGUUUAGCACGGAAUGUAUUCGCAGGCUUGAUCCGACUAAAGGAGCUCCACCUGGAACAUAAUCAGUUUUCAAAGCUAAAUCUGGCUCUGUUUCCCCGUCUGGUCAGUCUACAGUUUCUCUACCUGCAGUGGAAUAAGAUCAGUGUCAUCGGUCAAACUAUGUCCUGGACAUGGAGCUCCUUACAAAAGCUUGACCUGUCUGGCAAUGAAAUCGAAGCUUUCAGUGGACCGAGUGUUUUCCAAUGUGUGCCUAACCUCCAGACCCUCAACCUGGAUUCUAACAAGCUCACGUUUAUUGGACAGGAGAUUCUCGAUUCCUGGAUUUCCCUCAACACCAUAAGCCUCACAGGGAAUAUAUGGGAAUGUAGCCAAAACAUUUGCUCAUUGGUAAACUGGUUAAAAAGUUUCCGUGGUUGGAGGGAGAAUACUGUCAUCUGUGCCAGCCCAAAGGACCUGCAAGGGGUGAAUGUGAUGCAGGCAGUCAGAAAUUACAGCAUUUGUGGCAAAAGUACUUUUGAAAAAUUGGAUACAAAAGAUCUGGUCAGGCCCACAUAUAAACCCAAACCCACUAGGCCGAAACAGGAAAGCAAGCAGCAGGUUCCUUUUGUGCCUACAACUAGUGUACCUGAUUCCAGUUCUGAUGCUGACCAUGAAACAGAGCAUAUCUCUUUUCAUAAAAUCAUUGCAGGGAGUGUGGCGCUUUUCCUUUCAGUGCUUGUGAUCCUGCUUGUGAUCUAUGUGUCUUGGAAGCAUUAUCCCGCCAGUAUGAAGCAACUGCAGCAGCGGUCUCUGAUGCGAAGACGCAGGAAAAAGAAACGACAAUCGCUGAAGCAAAUGACUCCCACCACACAGGAAUAUUAUGUUGAUUAUAAGCCAACAAACACAGAAACGAGUGAGAUGCUGCUGAAUGGAGCAGGACCCUGCACAUUUACCAAAUCUGGCUCCAGGGAAUGUGAGAUACCAUUGUCGAUGAAUGUCUCAUCCUUUCUCACCUUCGACCAGCCAACAAUAAGCUACUGUGGCAUACACCAAGAGACUAUGGACAAACACAGAGAACGAGACUUAGAACUGAGCACAAUAACGGCUAUAACACGCCCCAGUGAGCAUAUGUAAUAGACAGCUAUGGUCUUACUCAUGGCAGGUAAACCAAUGCUGGAUUCAUGGACUAAAUGAUGGGGAAUUCUACAUCAGCAUGAAAUAAAAGGACAUGCAAACUGCCCAGUGCUCUGAAAUGUGAUGAAUGCUCUACGGAUCACGAGACAAAUGCCACGCAAGGACCUGCAUUUGGAAGUAACCUGGAUUCUUCACAAGUGGAUGUUUUUCUUACCGUACAGUAGUUCAGCUGUGCAGUCUUUUUUUUUUCUUUUUUUUAAAAGAGGAUCUUAGAAUAAAUCCUUUUUCAAAAAUCUAA
Messenger RNA from Polyodon spathula (Mississippi paddlefish), 2486 nucleotides. RefSeq names its product leucine-rich repeat transmembrane neuronal protein 3-like. Bases 494 to 2188 code for a protein of 564 amino acids. Gene Ontology annotation, molecular function: protein binding. The transcript has 3 exons. Lineage: Eukaryota; Metazoa; Chordata; Actinopteri; Acipenseriformes; Polyodontidae. The record is from RefSeq and is a predicted model, not a curated record.